AGUGCCCGGCGGUCGGUUGCAGAGAGGGUCCUCGCCCCGCCCCCUCGGGCCGGGUUUCCGCGCACCCGGAAGGCGUGUUCCCGGCUGUCGGACCCAGAGGUGGUCGCCGGUUGAAACCCCGCUCCCCGUCGCUGGUGCCAUGGAGGCCGCAGUGGCGGCAGAAGUUGAAAAUGAGGACGGCGACGGCGACAGCAAUUGCGGGGACCUGUGCUUCAUGGACAAAGGCUUGCGAAGCAUCUCAGAGUUAUCUUUAGAUUCAGCCAUUCAUGCCAUCAAUCUUCACUGCAAUAAUAUCACCGAGAUUAAAGCCAUUGAUCAUGUUUGGAAUUUACAACAUUUAGAUCUGUCAUCUAAUCAAAUAAUUAAAAUUGAAGGGCUAACUACACUAACAAAACUAUGCACUUUAAAUUUGUCCUGCAAUUUGAUCACAAGAGUAGAAGGACUUGAAGCACUAACUAAUCUGACUAGACUGAAUUUAUCUUACAACCACAUAAAUGAUCUUAGUGGUUUUAUGCUCCUUCAUGGGCUGAAGCAUAAAUUAAGAUAUAUUGACCUACAUAGUAAUUGUAUAGAUAGUAUCCAUCACUUACUUCAGUGUAUGGUAGGAUUGCACUUCUUGACUUAUCUUACUUUGGAUAAAAAUGGAGAGAAUAAUCCUGUUUGUCAUUUCCCAGGGUACAGAGCGAUUAUUCUCCAGACUUUGCCACAGCUUAGAAUUCUGGAUUGUAAGAACAUAUUUGGUGAAACAGUAAAUUUGUCCGAAAUAAAUUCAUCACACCUACAGUGCUUAGAAGGUCUUUUGGAUAAUUUAGUCUCUUCUGAUUCUCCCCAAAAUAUAAGUGAAGAUGAGAUCAUUGGUAGUACACCAGCGGUAACACCGAACAUUGAUCAGUUAACACCCUUGGAUCAACUUGAAAGCACACCAGCUGCUUUGACGUCCUUUGUAUCUGUGUGUCCAUCUUCUGAGCCAGAGAAAAUUAAUCAUAACAGUGAUUUUCAGGAUGAUAUGCAACUUCAGAAAUCAGAUUAUCAAAUUUUACAGCUUCUCAGUGAAACCUCUAAUUGUUUAUUAGAUAAUGUUCCUGAAAGAGACAUCAGACCAAAAAGAGACACCGAAGUGACUUCUGAAAGUGACGUUGGAAACAGAAGAGGAAGCAAUAGAAAAAUUCCUCAAAGAUCAAAAAUCCCGUAUUACUCCAGAACUACUCAGACUUCUAAGCACUGCAGUAAAAACAGCUCUUUCAUAAGUUGUAAUCGUAAAAUGAAACAGCCUUACCUUAGAGAUUUAUAUGUAAGAUCGUGUUUUGCUAACUCUAAUACAUUAGAAGAAUCAGAUGAACAGAAGACUGAAGUAAUGAAAGUAGACCCAUGUAGCACAGAAGACACCACUUACCGGUCCCUUGUUGAACAGCUAGAUCAAGAAAGAGAGAAGAGAUGGAAAGCUGAACAAGCUGAAAAGAAACUUAUUGAUUAUAUUGAUGAACUGCAUAACCAUGCAAAAGAGAAAAAAGAUAUUCAUAGCCUGGCUCUACUUACCACAGAUAGGCUAAAGGAAAUUAUUUUUAAAGAAAGAAAUUCCAAAAUGCAACUCGAAUUUAUGGUUCACAAACUUCAAAAUGAAAUUAAAAAACUAACUGUUGAAUUAAUUAAAGCAAGAGAUCAACAAGAGGAUCAUCUGAAAGCCCUAAGAACCAUGGAAAAAGCAUUAGAAAAAAUGGAAAGGCAAAAAGCAAAGCAACAGGCAGCACAGAUGAGACUUAUUCAAGAGGUGGAGCUCAAAGCUUCAGCUGCUGAUAAAGAAAUAAAUUUACUUAGAACAUCUCUUCAUCAAGAAAAGGAAAAAGUAAAACAACUUCAUGAACUUUUUGCACUGAAAGAAGAAGGACACAGGAAAGAACUUGAAACAAGGGAACUUUUUAAUGAUGCUGAGUUCCAGAAUGCCUUAGCUAAAGGAAUAGCCAAAGAAAAGAGAAAACAUGAGCAAGAUAUAAAAGAAUACCAGGAAAAAAUUGACAUAUUAAACCAGCAGUAUAUGAAUUUAGAAGAUGAAUUCCGGGUUGCUUUAACGGUUGAAGCCAGAAGAUUUAAAGAUGUUAAAGAUGGUUUUGAAAAUGUUGCAGCAGAGUUAGCAAAGAGCAAACAUGCUCUUGUUUGGGCUCAACGAAAAGAAAAUGAGUCUUCCUCUUUAAUUAGAGAUCUGACAUGUAUGGUGAAGGAACAAAAAAUAAAACUUGCAGAAGUUUCCAAACUGAAACAUGAAACAGCAGCAAAUUUACAGAAUCAAAUCAGCACCCUUGAAGUUUUGAUUGAAGAUGACAAGGAGAAGAGUAUUCAAAUAGAACUUCUCAAGCAUGAAAAAGUCCAGCUUAUUUCUGAGCUAGCAGCCAAGGAAUCGCUAAUUCAUGGUUUAAGGACAGAAAGAAAAGUAUGGGGAGAAGAGCUGGCACAGCAGGGAGCAUCUCUAUCCCAAAAUCGUGGAAAAUUAGAAGCAAAAAUUGAAAAUUUAUGUAGAGAGAAUGAAUCUCUGCAAAAGGCAAAUGAACGUGAUAAUGAUGCGUUAAGAAUUAAGAACAAAAUCAUAGAAGACCAAACUGAAACCAUUAGAAAAUUAAAAAUUUGUGUACAGGAAAGAGAUGAACACAUUAAAACAUUACAAGAGCAGAUCACUGAGAUACAAAAAUGUACUCAAGAACAACUUGAGGAAAAAUCGUCACAACUGGAUGUUAUAAUGGAGAAAUUGGAAAAACACAAUGAAAGAAAAGAACAACUAAAACAACAGUUGAAAGAAAAGGAAAUAAAACUUGAGGAAAUUAGAAAAGCUUAUAGUAUACUUAACCAGAAGUGGCAUGAUAAAGGAGAACUUCUGCAUCAUCUAGAAAUACAAGUAAAAGAAGUGAAAGAAAAAUUUGAAAACAAGGAAAGGAAACUUAAAGAGGAAAGAGACAAAAGUAUUGUACUACAAAAGGAUGCACUAGAAAAACUUCAUAGUAUGGAUGAUGCCUUUAAAAAACAAGUUGAUGCAAUUGUUGAAGCUCAUCAAGCUGAAAUACUACAACUGGCAAAUGAAAAGCAGAAGUAUAUUGAUUCUGCAAAUGAAAAGGUUUAUCAAGUCGAAGAAGAAAUGCGUGAGCUUCUGGAAGAAACAUGCAAGAACAAAAAGUCAAUGGAGGAAAAAAUUAAACAACUCUCUUUUGCUCUAAGUGAAAUUCAGCAAGAAUUGUGAUGAUUCUGAGAAAGAAAUUCAUUGAAAUAUACCAGCAAACCUAUUGUAAAAAUGAUUAAAUAUUGUAACAGUAGUAACUUCUAUGACUUUGAAAUGUCUCUUUCUACACAUUUCAUUCUGAAUAUAUUUUUUAAAACUUUGAUCAAGUAUUUAAUUGUGUAUACAGGUUUUUAUAAUAAAUUAAUAAUUGU
Molecule: messenger RNA, 3414 nt
Organism: Choloepus didactylus (southern two-toed sloth)
Lineage: Eukaryota; Metazoa; Chordata; Mammalia; Pilosa; Megalonychidae
Product: leucine-rich repeat and coiled-coil domain-containing protein 1-like
Exons: 2
Coding region: 140-3223 (1027 amino acids)
Cellular component (GO): cytoplasm; centrosome
Molecular function (GO): protein binding
Source: RefSeq, a predicted model, not a curated record